AUGGCAAUGGAAUCCACAAAGUUGACCAUUGAUGCUGAGGGCGAUGCAGACAGUGCCAGCGGGCCAACGACACCCUUGGGCCCUAGCAGCCCUAGGCCGCGCAAGCGCACUGGAAGCAGAGGCUCCCAAUUGGUCGCCCGGCGUGGCACCCGUGCCCUUGCAAAGACUUCCGGAGAUGACCAGUCCGACACUUCUCGGGAUCGAGGCAGCAGCUCCCUGGGCCGCGCCUGCAUGCGUUUUCGGACAGCUGUGCAGGAGUAUGUCUUGUAUCACUUCUGCCUGCCCCUGACCGGGCUGGUGGCAGUGGGUAGCGCCUUUACAGUCCUACCCUGGCUCGCAAUUUGCGACCUCCUGGUUGGGCUUCUUCUUCUGCACUCGCAAUUUUUUCAGGUUUGUUUCAGAUACUGCCUGCCACGCGUGAAAUGGGCGGAGGUCGACACUUUCUUGGUCCUGGCUGCACUGUUGCUGAGUGUUUUGACACUCAUAGUUCGUAUCGCUGAAACUGCCGGCCAAGUGUGGGUCUUCGAUGUGCUCUACGUUGUCAUCACGGUGGCGGCAGUCGUUUGCUUGAUUUUGAGGAAAGCGGAGGUGCGCGUCAUGGACCUGCAGCAGGUGCCCACGAUGCCCGUGCUCUUCUUUGCGGGUGCUGCAGCAACGUUUUGCUCACCGUCAGUUUCAUCUUUGCCGUAUGCUGUCAUUUUUCUCAUCCUUCUAGACUCCCUGAUGUUCAAGUCAUGGAGGAGAUCUUUGUCGCUAUCGGUGCGCGUGUGCUUGGUGGUGCUCACCAGCACGCACCUGGUUUGCCUGAUGACCUUGAACUUCCUGAGCUGGGGCGGCGCAACCGUCCCCGUCCAGAUGCAAGGAGUCUUUGGGGAAGUCGGCCGCACAGUGAUGCAGUUCCCGCAGUCGAUUACCACUUGCGUGAAGGACCCGCCACCGGAGCUGUGGUGCCCGAACCGGGAGGAGAGCCUUUGGCCAGGGCUGCACCUGGGAGCGGUUAUGCUGCUUCACUUCGUUCUAACCAACGUGUCUGAAGGCAACCUGCCCUCCCUCCGUGCAAACUUCUCUUCGUCCUCUAGCUCACGGAUGGGGAAGACGCUGUCGGACACGAACUCCAUGGCCAGCCACGACAUGUCGAACUCGGGGAUUUGGACGCUCAGACUGCUCCGCUGCACCUUCAUGUUGUCGCUGCUGGCCUUCGCACUCGCCUUCCCAUCGAUCCUCACCAUGCCGCUGCUGGCUGUGUACAUCGGCAACACCUUCAUGUCCGCGCGCCUCGCGGAGUCAUCGUACAGCAAUGCGCAGGGCAUGCUGAGCCGCUUCGCACGAACGUGCCGCCGCUGCUGUGGACGGGAUGGGAAGGAGCCAAGGUGUGGCAUGCGGACCUGCUGGACCCGUUACGUCAUGCUGCUGUUCUUCCUCGUCUACAUCUACAACGUUUUGGAGGUUUACUUCCACUUUGUGUGGCCAGAGGCGGCAGAGGUGAUCUCUCCGCACGUGAAAGACCCGCUGGGCCUUCUGCAAGUCCAGGAGACCUCGGUGGCGCCCAAGUUUGGCUUCGUGGCCUUUCGGCUGCGUGGGCCCAGUGCGGCGGCGGCAGCGUUCUUGCCACAGGCGCUUCUUCUUCUGGCCAUGGCGAUGCUGCAGGCUGCAAUGCUCAUUGACUGGGCUCGGUAUGAGGAAACACGAACGAUGAUCGAAAGGUCCUGCCAGAGCACAUGGGUGUACUUGUGCCGCUGUGCGCCUGCAGAGCUCGCGAUGCUUGUAGUGAUGAUCGCCAUAAUGGUGGGCAUCCGAUUUGGCGGCGGCUAUACCCCGGUCAUGGUGGGUGGCUACGCGCUGGUCUGGGGGAAGCUUGUGUGCGGCCAACUCGAGGUAGGCCAGCCCAGAACGUGGUGCCUCCUCCAGGUCAUGGGCCAUUUGAACCUGGUGAUCAUGACGCUUCUCUACGUGGUGGUCGGGGCUGAAGCCUCUUCGACCUCCUUCAUUGACCAGGCGUUUCCUUCCUUGAAGCACCAGGUCUCCUAUUUUGCGGUGGUCUGCCCGCACCUGGCCCUGGCCGGCACCGCUUGGCUGGAGCGGAUACGCAUCGCACAGGUCUCGUCAAACGAGUUCACGGAGAGGGCGCGUGCGGAUACACAGGACAGCGUGGACACGAGUAGCUCCAUCGGCACGUUCAGACUUACCCCCGCCAGGCCCAGGAGCCUUUGCCUGCGGGCCGUUCUGCGGUUCAAGGACGCGGUUGUGGACAAGCUGAGGAAGUGGACUGACGAGCUGAUUUGCAUAUUCGUCCUGGUCUUGGCCUUUGCAGCCGCCUUGAUCCCGGCCACCGACAUCCACUCCUUGCUGCUGCUCUUUGGCACAGGACCUGCGCUGUUGCUCUACAACACCCGGGGCACCAACCGAUCUCGGAAGCUGGACUGCGGCUAUUUCUUGCUGCGCUUCUCCACUGCGCUGAUGUUUGUCUUCCGGGUGGUGUCCGCAUGCGCUUUGAUCCCCUGGCCGGAAGAUGACGACUGGCCCAUCUCCCUGCAAGAGCUGGGCGUGGUCCGGCCGCUCAAGGAGCCUCCCAUGAAGGUGGCACUCUUGGGAGUGAUUCCCAUCUUCAGUCGACUGGCGAUCAUCGCCAUUAUGCGGGUCCAGCGGGAGGAGGCAGAGAGACGGGAAGAGCUUUCUGUCGUGGAGGAGGCGAUCAAAGAGGAGUCAGAGGAAGCAGAAGACGACAAGAAGGAGGAGUUUCAGACAGCAGAGGUGCAGAAGACUCGGAGCGACGGAUCUUUGCCGAUUUCGGAAAUGGAAGCCAACAUUCCGCCAGAGCACAAAUCGUUCGACUCGCAACCACUUUGCGAGGAGAUCAAGCUCAACAUCGAGGACCCGAAGCUGGAAGAGCAGCACGAAGAGCAGCAACGGCACGAGAAGUCGCACGGCAGCCGCUCGGUGCGCUUUGCUCCGAAGGGCAGCUCGCAAACCUACGAGGUGCCGAGCUUGGAGCCAGUCAAGCGGCGCCGGCACAAGAGGACCCAACUCCCGGGCCCUCGUAUGGAGGAGCGCUUCCUGACGUAUGUCGUCCCCUCGUGGAUGGAAUUCAUGCCGCUUCAAGCCCACGUCUACCUUUCCGCGCUGCUCCUGGUCUUGGUCUUCGGCUUGAGCAUCCACCAGGUGAACCUGUUGAGCUUCCUCAUGAUGCUCUCCGUGAUUUGCCUCUGCGGAUGGAGCCACCGAUGGGUCCAGGCGGGCAACGUCUUCAGCUUCGCCACGCUGACCAUCCUUUGGCUCCAGUACCUGGCGCGCUUUCGCUUCUUCGCCAACAUAAGCAGUGACUCCGUCUGGCUCCGCGGCCUCGGCCUGGAGUGGACCUCCAGCGAGGUGGAGAAGCACUGUGUUAUCCUGGCGGUGUGCAUCCUGCAGAAACAGUAUUGGUACCGGGGCCGCUUCUCCAAGGCACGGCCGGUGGUGUGCCCAAGCUUCCUGGCAGACCAUGCAGAUGUUGCUGGCUUCUUCGGCCUCAUUGCGGUUGCGGUGAUUCGGAGGCACGCACUGUCCUCACUGCUGGUGCUGGGCGGCUUGCCCUGGGUCAUCCGGGAGGAGCUGCCCUGGAAGGAGUCCAAGCAGCGCAAGGCGAACACCAGGAGGCGGAUGGUUCCGGCUAGUGCUCUUCAUCAUCCUCAUUCUUGA
This is a messenger RNA of Effrenium voratum, 3675 nucleotides long. The record is from the annotation of a GenBank genome assembly. NCBI's taxonomy places the organism in Eukaryota, Dinophyceae, Suessiales, Symbiodiniaceae.